AUGUCGCAAGCUAUCAAAGGAACGAUUCUAUGUUUGCAUGGCUACGCCCAAAAUGGACCAACUUUUUCUGUUAAAGCUUCAGGUAUCAGGAAAGCCUUGAAGAAAAUUGGAUACCACACUGUCUUCGUUCAGGGGUCUCUAAAGAUUCAAAAAGCUGACUUGCCAUUUGAGGUCCCCCCAAGCGAGAAUGCCGAGGACGAAUUUGAUUAUCGCGGAUGGUGGCAACCCCUUGGCGACUAUGAUAUCCAACCAGCUCUAGAUGCAGUGAGGAAACAUUACAAAGAACAUGGACCGUUCGUUGGUAUCAUGGGGUUCUCUCAAGGUGCCGGUUUGGCUGCUGUUGUGUGUAGUAAAUACGCUGAAAUUGUUGGACAGCCAAAGGCAAGCAAGGAGCUCAAGUUUGCGAUAUUCUAUGCCGGAUUCAAGCUCAAACCUCAAAAAUACCAAAAAUAUUACGAGAACAAAAUCAAGCUUCCAACCCUUCAUAUUUUCGGAGAACUUGAUACUGUGGUUUCUCCUGACAGAGCUGAAGCCCUUGUUGAAAGCUGCGAGAACGCUACUGUCUUAAAACACCCUGGAGGACAUUUUGUUCCAAAUACUAAGGAUUUGAUUAGAAAAGAGAUUGCUUGGGUGGAGAACGUUUUAAGCGAGUCAAAUAAAGAAAAGCUCGACUCUAACAAGGACGAGGAAAAAGAGCUUGAGGAGUUGAGUGAAGAGAUUGGAAAGAUGGGUGUCGCAUAA
Ogataea haglerorum is the source of this 741-nucleotide messenger RNA. RefSeq lists its product as uncharacterized. Gene Ontology annotation, cellular component: cytoplasm; nucleus. Bases 1 to 741 code for a protein of 246 amino acids. NCBI's taxonomy places the organism in Eukaryota, Fungi, Ascomycota, Pichiomycetes, Pichiales, Pichiaceae. The record is from RefSeq and is a predicted model, not a curated record. The transcript has a single exon.